AUGCAUGAGUUCUCUACUGUGGAUGGUUUUGCGGAGAUAAACGAGAGCUUAGCGGAGAUGAUAAAGUACAUUGCAAACGAACCAUCGGUGGGGCUUUACUACAUCCAGCAGCACGUCCGAAACGCAGCGCCGAACGUCCUCAACCUCAACAACAGCGUUCUGGAGAAGUCUCGUGAGACGCUUCUCCACACGGAAGACUUGGAUGACUCUAUAGCCAUGGUGAAGUCGAUGAAAGAGUGCGGCUCACCUAUCGCUGAUGAGAUGAUAGGAGACAUCAAGAACUCUCUAGCGAUCAUGUCUUCGAAACAACCCAAGAGAGGGGUGAUCGUCAACAAUUUCGCCGCCGCGAGCCCUUGGAGCAGAUCAAGCAGUGUAUUGACAACAGCAACGACGACGACGCGUGGUUCUGAUUACAGCCAGGAGAAUAGCGAAGGCAGCAGCUAUUUCACAUCGGUGUUCAAGUCGGCUAAGGAGAAAGCAAGCAACAUUAAAUGGCCACAGCUUGAUUUUAAAGAACAGAAGGUGGAGUCAAGCCCCAAUGUGGAGAGCAAUGAGUUAGUAGAAGGAGGAGGAGAAGAAGAAGAAGUGUUGAGUAAAGGUGAACAUUUGGUAGAGACGACAAAGUUCGAGGAGUUUAAGGCGGGUAAAGAAGCGAGUCUCAAGGCAUGGCUUGGAGAUAUGGAUGGAGAUGCAGAUGUUGAUAGACGUGCUGCUGAGAGGAUUUAG
This is a messenger RNA of Microthlaspi erraticum, 726 nucleotides long. The record is from the annotation of a GenBank genome assembly. Lineage: Eukaryota; Viridiplantae; Streptophyta; Magnoliopsida; Brassicales; Brassicaceae.